Notothenia coriiceps (black rockcod) is the source of this 4256-nucleotide messenger RNA. RefSeq names its product PTPRF interacting protein alpha 2 (gene ppfia2). Lineage: Eukaryota; Metazoa; Chordata; Actinopteri; Perciformes; Nototheniidae. The coding region runs from base 158 to 3376 and encodes 1072 amino acids. Gene Ontology annotation, cellular component: presynaptic active zone. Gene Ontology annotation, molecular function: protein binding. The transcript has 28 exons. The record is from RefSeq and is a predicted model, not a curated record. Gene Ontology annotation, biological process: synapse organization.
GGAGUUCGCUGCACUGACCAAGGAGCUGAACGCCUGCAGGGAGCAGCUGCUGGAGAAGGAGGAAGAGAUCUCUGAGCUGAAGGCGGAGAGGAACAACACCAGGCUGCUGCUGGAGCAUCUGGAGUGCCUUGUGUCCCGACACGAGCGGUCGCUCCGCAUGACGGUGGUCAAGCGGCAGGCUCAGUCCCCCUCGGGGGUCUCCAGCGAGGUUGAGGUCCUCAAAGCGCUCAAGUCCUUGUUCGAACACCAUAAAGCCCUAGAUGAGAAGAUAGUGGCCUUACGGGAACAAAAUGCUCACAUUCAGAGAAAAGUGGCUUCCGGGGACGGAGAGGACAUACUGGAGGGCAGUGAGGCUCAACAGAGUCUCCAUGGCAAGCGUCUGUCCAACGGCUCUCUGGAGUCGGUGCACGAUGCGGGUCAGGUGGUGGAGCUGCAGGACCUGCUGGAGAAGCAGAACUACGAGCUGGCCCAGAUGAAGGAGCGCAUGUCCUCCCUCUCGUCCCGGGUCUCCGAGGUGGAGCAGGAGCUGGAGACCGCCCGGAAGGACCUCAUCAAGUCGGAGGAGAUGAACCACAAGUACCAGAGGGACAUCAAAGAGGCCAUGUGUCAGAAAGAGGACAUGGAGGAGCGCAUUGUGACUUUGGAAAAACGCUACCUGAGCGCCCAACGAGAGUCCACCUCCGUGCACGACAUCAACGACAAACUGGAGAACGAGUUGGCCAAUAAGGAGGCGUUCCUCAGACAGAUGGAGGAGAAGAACCGGCAGCUACAGGAGAGGCUAGAGCUGGCAGAGCAGAAGCUCCAGCAGACCAUGAGGAAGGCGGAGACGCUGCCCGAGGUGGAGGCUGAGCUUGCACAAAGGAUAGCAGCCCUCACCAAGGCGGAAGAGCGUCACGGGAGCAUUGAGGAGCGAAUGAGGCACUUGGAGUGCCAGCUGGAGGAGAAGAACCAGGAGCUGCUGCGGGCUCGACAGAGAGAGAAGAUGAAUGAAGAGCACAACAAGCGUCUGUCGGACACGGUGGACCGGCUCCUCACAGAGUCCAACGAGCGACUUCAGCUCCAUCUGAAGGAGAGGAUGGCAGCGCUCGAGGAGAAGAAUUUGUUAAUCCAAGACUCUGAAGGUUACAGAAAACAGUACGAAGAUUCAAUCCAUGUCAAAACACAUCUGGCAGAGGAGAUUGAUAAACUGAGAUCAGAGCUGGACCAGUUCAGAUUGAGGGCAGGAUCCCUCACAGAACCCACCCUGUCACGGUCUCAUCUGGACACAUCAGCUGAGCUCCGAUUCUCGUUGGGAUCGCUGGCUGAAACCCAGUCGGACCACUACCGCUCAGCCAAGGUCAUCCGGCGGCCGAGGAGAGGUCGAGUGGGUCUGCAUGAAACCAAGGCUAAAUCUCUGGGGGAGCAUGAGUGGCGUUCGCAGCAGCUCGGGGUUUUGGGCCAUCACUUCGAGAGCGACACGGAGAUGUCGGACAUCGAUGACGACGACAGGGAAACGAUGUUCAGCUCCAUGGACAUGCUCUCACCCGGCGGACACUCUGACGCACAAACGCUGGCCAUGAUGCUGCAGGAGCAGCUCGACGCUAUCAACAAGGAGAUCCGGCUGAUCCAGGAGGAGAAGGAGUCGACGGAGCUGCGGGCGGAGGAGAUUGAAAACCGGGUGGCGAGUGUCAGCCUGGAGGGCCUGAACCUGGCUCGCAUGCACCACCACGGAGCCUCCAUCACCGCCUCAGCCACCGCCUCCUCCCUCGCCUCCUCCUCCCCGCCCAGCGGACACUCCACCCCCAAGCUGGACCCUCGAAGCCCCGCACGGGACAUGGAGCGCAUGGGGGUCAUGACACUGCCCAGUGACCUGAGGAAGCACAGGAGAAAGAUAGCAGCGGUAGACGAGGACGGCCACGAGGACAAGGCCACCAUCAAGUGUGAGACGUCCCCCCCCACCACGCCCCGCACCGUCAGAAUGACACACACACUGCCAGCCUCCUCGCACAACGACUCACGAGGGAUGGGGUCCUCUCUGGAGGCGGAGGGCGGCAGCGUCGGCAGCAGCCAAGACUCCCUGAGCAAGCAGCCAAAGAAGAAGGGCAUCAAAUCCUCCAUCGGACGGCUCUUUGGCAAGAAGGAGAAGGGCAGGAUGGGACAUAUGGCACACAGACAUGUCAUGGUAGAUCCACAAGCCACCAUGAUGGACCCAGACUCGGGCCAGGAGAUGGGCGUGGGGAAGCUGGGCACUCAGGCUGAGAAGGACCGCAGGUUAAAAAAGAAACACGAGCUGUUGGAGGAGGCCAGGAGAAAGGGUUUACCUUUUGCCCAAUGGGACGGUCCCACAGUUGUAGCCUGGCUGGAGCUGUGGUUGGGGAUGCCGGCCUGGUACGUGGCGGCGUGUCGAGCCAACGUGAAGAGUGGAGCCAUCAUGUCGGCGCUGUCUGACACGGAGAUCCAGAGGGAGAUCGGGAUCAGUAACCCACUGCACCGCCUCAAGCUGCGCCUGGCCAUCCAGGAGAUGGUCUCCCUCACCAGCCCCUCGGCCCCGCCCACCUCCAGAACCGCCUCAGGCAAUGUGUGGGUCACCCAUGAGGAGAUGGAGACCAUGGCCGCCCCCUCCAAAACGAAGUCAAGCUCUGAAGAGGGGAGCUGGGCACAGACUCUAGCCUAUGGUGACAUGAACCAUGAGUGGAUAGGGAACGAGUGGCUGCCUAGUCUCGGACUACCUCAGUACCGCAGCUACUUCAUGGAGUGCCUGGUGGACGCCCGCAUGCUGGACCACCUCACCAAGAAGGACCUGAGGGUGCACCUCAAAAUGGUGGACAGCUUUCACAGAACAAGUUUACAGUAUGGAAUCAUGGGUCUAAAAAAGCUCAACUAUGAUAGGAAGGAACUUGAGAGACGCAGGGAGUACAGCCAGCACGAAAUGAGAGACGUGCUGGUGUGGAGCAAUGAGCGGGUGAUCCGAUGGGUGCAGAGCAUCGGUCUGAGGGACUACGCCAACAUCCUGCUGGAGAGCGGAGUGCACGGAGCUCUGGUCGCCCUGGACGACAACUUCGACUACAGCAGCCUGGCUCUGCUGCUCCAGAUCCCCAACCAAAACACUCAGGCACGUCAGAUUCUGGAGCGAGAGUACAACAACAUGCUGGCGCUGGGCACCGACAGGAGACUGGACGAGUGUGACGACAAAGACUUCCGCGGCCCAUCGUGGAGGCGGCAGUUCCCCCCCCGGGACGUUCACGGUAUAAGUAUGAUGCCCGGCUCGGCGGAGACCCUCCCUGCUGGAUUCCGCCUCACCGCCUCGGCUGGUCACCCCCGGAGGAUACCCCACGAGGUGGGAUCGGCCACGGUGCAGCGGAUGGACACCUCCACGGUGAGAACCUACUCCUGCUGAGAGGAGGAAGAGAGGCCCCUAAACUGUACGCUGUACAGUUCUGAUCGGAGGUGAACCAGUGGAGCUGCUGGACGGGCCAACAUGCCGAGGAACAAACUCUCUGACGACACGCACUGCCAAGAAGCCCUGCUCCCCUCUCUGUCUUCCCCGCCCCCUCCCCCUCCCUAUAACGUGGGCACCAGAUGCCGGUGCUAAACUGUCCCGCAGGCUGCUCCGUUGUCACCGUUUCUACCUUUUACAUGUACAGUAACUUGUCGAAGCAUAACGUACUGUGUAUUUCUUCUACAGGAGAUGUGUAGGUUAUCUGUAAAUAAAUGCCAUUUUUUAAAUAUAUAUAUACACACAUCUAUGUAUAAAAAAAGAUAUUCAGAGUUUGUGCAAAAAAACGUCCCUGCCACCUCAUUUAGUGGACCAUAGAUUAAUAUAUGCUGCUCUUUUAAAUGUGUUCAUAUUACCCCGCCCUCUUAGAUCAUUUUGUACAUAUGGUUUUAUUUUUUCAUUGUGCUGCUGAUGAUGAAACAUUGAGAGGAUGGAUGUGAAAACCUGCCCUCUAGUGGUGCACAAAAACCACUCUGAGCCCCAUUUCUGACACCAACAACACUUCACUCUGCUUUUUAUGCACUUGCUGUCAUAAAAAGGAGCAUUUUAAGAGAACAUGACAAGCACUUUGAUACAACCGCAUCAACUCAACAGACUUUUAGUAGCCAAGGAAAAAACAAGAGCUCCGAAGUUGCACAAAACUUCAUCUCAGAGAACAAAAGAGAAAAGCAGGACGUCAUUCAUAGAACCUGUCACUUGUUGUACUGUAUGUUUUGUCGGGCGAUACAUUAACACACUCUGGCCUUCUCCCCCCCCCCUCCCCUCAGACAUUACGUUAACA